UCCUUCUGCGCAUGGUCGUGAAUGCGUAUGAUUAUGUGCGGAAGACGCAGGUGGGCAUCUAGGGGCCAUCUAGAUAUCUACAGAGGCUGUGGUGUGUGCGCCGAGCGAUGCUCGAGUGAGGGCAGGGUCUAGGGAAUUUACGGCCGUGGAGCCGUCGGCACGCCACGUGAGACGGUGCCGCGGGCCCUUGGAUUAGGGGACUAGGUGACGGUACAACCAGGGAGAGGCGAGAGACGAUAGAGACGAGAAGCGUCGUGGAAACGAGGGAAUGGUUGGAGACGUGGCUCAGGCAGCGAUCGGCUCGGCGGUGGAGCGCUCCUCGUGGCUGCUGCCGCUGCUCUCCCAGCGCGAGAGGGCCGAGAAGAGAUGGCCGCUCUCGCGCGCCGAGAUCUGGGAGAUGUAGGCGUCGCCGGCCACGCUCGGCAGCGACGCGUAGCCGCUGGCGCCCGACGAGGCCGACGCGGGCGCGUCGUAGCGCGGAUGCCGCAGCGGCAGACGCAGCGGCGGGAGCGGCGAGGACUGCGCCAGGAGCGGCGAAGGAGGCGCAGAGACCUCGAUUGUCGGCACCGGCGAGGCGAGCGGCGAGGCCGGCAGCGCGCUGCAGCGGCGCGGCGGCGAGGACGACGCGGCCUUGGUAGCGCGCUUGCCGCUGUCGGGCGACGUGCGCGGCGAGGUCGUGGAAGCGGCGGCAGUGGCGGCAGCGGCGGCGUCGUGCUUGCUGCUGCCAGUGGUGCCGGUGAAGCUCUUGAAGAUGCGCAUGGCCGUGAGGCUGGGCUUGGCCUUGCUCUUGACGGGUGCGGCUGCGGCCACGGCUGCGGCGGGCUUGGGCGACGGCGGCGCCGAGCGCAGCGACUCGGAGCUGGCGGCGCGGCCGAAGCGCGGGCGCUCACCCACCACGGCGGCGGCGAGGGCCUUUGUGCGCUGCACGGGCGACGAGGGCACGGUGCGGCGGCCCGACGAGUCCUCGCUGCCGCGGCGGCUCAGCGGCGGCGACGCGGGCAUGUCGGGCAGCGCCUGGCGCGCCAGGUGGGCGCUGCGCUCGAGGCGCGCCAGCGGACGCAGGCCGACGUCGCGCUCGACGGCGCGCAGCUCGGCCUCGUCGCCGUCGCUGCCGGGGCUGGCGCUGCCGCUGCUGCUGCUGCUGCCGGCGGCGCCGACGAGUGCGGUACGGCGGCGCGCACGCAUCCACGCGCCCAGCACGGCGCCGAGCACGCGCAGGCUCUCGCUCGUGAGGUGCUCGGCGGGCGCAUCCUCGGGCGCCGGCGACGGCGGCGUGACAAAGACGCGCCCGGGCCCCGCACCGGCGGGCGCGUCGGCGUCGAGGCUCAUGGGCCACGCAUACAGCGCCUGGCUGCCGGCGUGCAGCAGCGUGACGACGAGGGAGCGGCUGCGCUGCGCGUCGCGCGCGACGGCCAGCAGCGCCCAGGCGUGCGGCUCGAAGCCGGCGGCCGCGACCGGUGCGGCGGCGGCGCGCGAGAGGAGGAUGGGCGACGGCGGCGUGCGGCAGGCGGCGCGCAGCACGGGCGACGCCAGCGGCGACGAGACGGCCGGCACACUCGAGACGCUGCUCGACGGCGACAUGCGCGCGACGGCGCGCGCCGAGGGCAGGCUGUAGAGGUGCGGCGACACGGGCUCCAUGCUGGGCGCGCGGCGGUGCGCCGGCGAGGAGGGGUGUGCGGUGAGGCCAGCGGAGGAGGUGGGCGGGAGGCAGGAGGUGCGGUGAGAAGUGCGGGUAGAAGAGGCGCCGCUGGCCUGGCCUGGCUUUGGCUGCGCUGCGCCGCGCCGCCGCGUCAGGUUCUCUCGCAGGCGCGCAAAGAUCUGCGGCGCAUGGCUGGCGGCGCAUCAAACGUGCGGCGUCCUCGCCUUGCGCGUGCGCCUCGCACCGCUGCGCCUGCUUGCUCUCUCUGACGUGCUCGUCGUCGUCGCUGCGCACCGCCAGACGCACCGCUCACACCCGCGCAUCGGCGUCGCCGUCGAGCAUCCUGAUCCUGGGUCGCGGG
Tilletiopsis washingtonensis is the source of this 2000-nucleotide messenger RNA. RefSeq lists its product as hypothetical. The transcript has a single exon. Bases 367 to 1908 code for a protein of 513 amino acids. Lineage: Eukaryota; Fungi; Basidiomycota; Exobasidiomycetes; Entylomatales. The record is from RefSeq and is a predicted model, not a curated record.